AUGACUUCGAACGGUGCUGCCGGGUUCUUGACACAGUUGAACCAGCUUCUGGCAAGCCAACAGCCGCUGAUGGGAGAUCAGUUUGCCAGUAUGUUGGAGUCGCAGAAGGAGUGUGCUGUUCGGGCAAUACGACAGCACAAGAUCUCCCUCGAGCAGGCCACGGAGAUCUGCAACCUCGUUCGUGCAGGACCAUGGACGGAGCCUCAAAAACAGGAACUUGCCAAGAUCGUCUCCGACACCGUUGCCAAAGGCAUGCACUCCACCGUCCAGGCUAAGAACAAACGUGAAAACCAAGAAGUCCAGAAUUUCUGGAGCUUUCUAUCGGCUACGGACAAGCAGGUUCUUCGAGAGGGGGACACACUUCAGUUCCGGCUCAACCACACAGCAGAGCUGAUGGGGAAACUGAAUUUGUUCUGGCCCAGCGAACAGGCAGUCGGCCACAUUGUCAAGACAAUGCACUUUCUUCGAAAGGAUGGUUUGGAAACACCCGACGAUUUUCACGGAGCCGUGAAGCGGUUGAAGUCCUUGGUGAAGGCUCGCCUGAAGAAGGCCCCCAAAGAUCUCGAGUACGUGAAGAUCUACACACUGCCUGAGCAUUUGCCUCCCUCUCUUCGUGGAUCCUUCUCAGAUGCCGAGGGUGGCGAGUUGCCAUCGUCUUCUACUGCCAUCAGUGGACCCUUGCGGGGAAGCAGCAAGGCAUUGAAGAAGCUUGCAUUGCCUCCACUUCCAGAUGCCUCGUGUGGGGUGUCACUGGGUGGCCUCAUGCAGAUGUGUCACGGCCUCAUGGAGAUGCAGCAGAGGCAGAUGCAGCAACAGCAGCACCAAGCGAGCCAUGGCACCGACUUGCCAGGUUUCAAGUGGCUUGGCAAGGGCGGCACCGGUGGCAGCAAUGCUGGGCUGGCAAGCAUGAGCACCCCGGCUAUUACCAAUGCGACCUCAAGUAUCUCGAAGCCUGCCGAGCAUGAGCCGGAUGCCAAGCAGAUCCUCCCCUUCCCCAAAGAGGAGAACCCUGCAGAGCAGCUCGCAGGUUCUGCAGGGCUGGCUACGGGACAGGAGCCUGUCAAUGCUGCACAGCAAGCACAGGAGAUGUUGCAGGCAUGGGAUCUCGGCGGCAAGAACAAGAAGAAUCAGAAGGAGAUCGAUGAGGAGGACCGGUGCGACAAGCCCAAUGCCAAGAAGCCCAAGGCGAAGGCGAAGGCGAAGGCGAAGUCGCAACCGAAAGCCAAGGCACAGACCAAGGCAAAAGCCAAAGCUAAGUCCCAGGCUAAAGCCAAGGCCCAGCCAAAGAAGGGUGCAUUGAAGAAGCCUGCAGCCUUCAAAGGGUUGAGCUUCAGCGAAAGACUGAAGCUCAGGAAAGUCUUCGCCACACAACGAGCCCUCGCUGAGAUCCUCAAAGAGAUUCGUGAGCUGGAUGAGGUACCCGCAGCGACCAGCCGGAGCUCGGUGAAACGGGCCCGUGAACAGAAGCUGCAGGAGUACGAAACCGCUUAUGGUCACAUAUACAUCGAGCCGACACUGCAAAAAGAAGACGGCACCGAUGUGACGAUUCCAAUGUUGUCUCCGGCUGCAAUGCUCACAUGGGCAACCCAGCAUUGCCAAGCCUUCGGGGAAUUCCUCGAGAAAAGGCUGGAUCUGAACCCACCCAGUAUCGACAAGAGCUGGUCCCUGGUGUGGUACAGCGACGAAAUCGCACCAGGGAACCAACUGAAGCAUGUCAACAAAAGAAAAGUCCAGGUGAUAUACUGGAGCCUGCAGCAACUAGGCAAUCAUGCCAGAGGUUGCGAGACAUGCUGGUUCACCCUGACAGCUGUUCGAAGUUCUGUGGUGGCGGAUAUGGGAGGCAUGGCUGUCCUGCUUCGACAGAUUGCUAGAUUUUUCUUCGAAGUGCCUGAUUGGCGACAAGGACUUCUGUUGACCUGUCCGACCGGCCCUCGCAUGCUGUUUGCAGACUUGCGAGUCCUCAUAUCGGACGAGGCUGCAAUCAAGCAGUCGCUCUGCAACAAAGGAGCAAGCGGGUUGAUUUUCUGCAUUCAUUGCCAGAAUGCCGUGGACCACAAGUCACAUGUUGCAGGCAACAGCGGCGGCAGUCAGAUUUCAAGCCUCGAGACCGACAUAUCUCGGUUUCGGCAACAAACACAGAGGUCCGUCAAAGAAUAUAUGGACUAUCUGGCCCAGCAACAGCCGCUGCAGAGCAAGGCCCGAUUCGAAAAGUUGCAGACAGCAUUGGGCUUCAACUUUAAGCCCAUGGGACUGCUGGCCCAUCCGGCCUAUGGCCCCAAGGUCAUUGACUGCAUAAUGUUCGAUUGGAUGCACGUCUACCUGGUUAAUGGGCUGUUCAAUGUGUUGACGGGCCUUUUCCUGGGAGACCUUCAUGUGCAGGGAUGGAAGGGCCCGGACAUUCAGCGGUUCGCAGACGGCUUCACGUGGCCGGCACGUCUGCGAGGUGCGGCACCGAAGGAUGUGUUGCACAAGAGAGGAUCGCCUAGUGAUUCUCUCAAGUGCAGUGCAUCGGAGGCUCUCAACUUCUUGCAGGUGCUGCGAACCUAUCUUGUGCUCUGGGUGCUGCCGCAGUGCAACGAGGACAUGAGAAAUGCAUGCGAGGUUUGGUUGGCCAUGUGCAAGGUUCUCGAUGCUUUGCAAAAGAUCGCCGUGGGAGAUGGUUGCACUGCAGUCGAGCUGCAAGCUUUGGUCAAAGGCCAUCUGGACCUCGCUAAGGCCCGGUACGGUGCGGACUCCUUUUGGGUCCCAAAGUGCCACCUAGCACUUCACCUGCCGCUUCAGUUGGCCAAGCACUCAUGUCUCAUGAGUUGCUUUGUCCAUGAACGUAAACACAAAAUCGUCAAGAAGAUCUCCAAUCAAGUGCUCGACACCAGCAGAGCCUUUGAAAAGAGUAUCCUCGACGACGUGCUACAUGGACAUGUGCAGCAACUCGCCGAUCCGGCUUUUCUUCCAGGAGAAGGGGUGCACUUGGUUCAGCCUGUGCGGCCAGCCCCUGCCAAGCUCCAAGCCGAGCUCCGGCGAUGCUUGAACAUCCAGGGCGAGAUCAUGACAGCAAACCAGGCUGUGCAUGCAGGGAACUUUGCAGUUUCGGCAAAAGACCUGGCGGUUUUGCAUCUGGAUGGCCAAAGGCUUGUCGGCAGGGUGGGGUACCACAUCCAAGCAGAUGCAUCUUGCUGGUCACAUGUCACCCUGUGGAAGCACGUGCAUGGAGCCAUGUUCACCCUGUCGGAGGAUGUGGCCCUUGUAGAAACCAGGCAUAUACAUGCCACCUGUGCCUUCAGUGUGCAAGGCGACAGUGCUGUCGUUGUGCUGCCAUGA
Molecule: messenger RNA, 3318 nt
Organism: Symbiodinium sp. CCMP2456
Lineage: Eukaryota; Dinophyceae; Suessiales; Symbiodiniaceae
Source: the annotation of a GenBank genome assembly